AUGGAACUUGGCAUUAAACGGACAUUGAAAGGAAACUUAAAUGGAAAAGGGCUAACAUUUGGUACAUGGAACAUUCGGUCGAUAAAUGACAAAGAGGGCGAACUAAUUAAAGAAUUUGAAAACAUUGACCUAGACAUACUAGCUAUAACUGAAACUAAAAAGAAAGGAAAACAAACAGUUGAAUUACAAAAUGGACAUAUAAUGAUUUUGAGUGGGGUCCAGAAUGAGAAAAGGGCACAGGCCGGAGUUGGUUGUAUUAUAAAAAGUACCUUAGCUAAAUUUGUAACUAAAUGGGAUACUAUAUCAGAAAGAAUCAUUAUGGUACAAUUGAGGCUUGAAGACAAGAACACGAUACACAUAUUAAUACUCUAUGGCCCAAAUGAAGAUGAAAAAGCUGAAGUAAAAGACAAGUUUUGGGAUGAAGUUACGGAAGUUGUAGACAGUUUAAAUGGAGAUAUCAUUGUUCUGGGGGAUCUAAAUGGAAGGGUUGGUAUUCAGGAUUAUGAAAGCGGCGAUGUCAUAGGAAAAAAUGGAGAGGCUAUAAGAAAUAACAACGGGACUAGAAUUAUAGAGUUCUGUAUACAGAAUGAUUUAUUAAUCAUGAACACCUUUUUCAGACACAAAGAAAUCCAUCAGUACACGAGAGAAGUUAAAAAUCGAAAUGAAAAAUCCAUAAUUGACUACGUAUUAGUAUGUAAACGAUUAAGGCGAUAUAUAAAAGACGUACGAGUUAAAAGAGGCCCCGAAAUAAACAGCGAUCACUACCUGGUCUUAGCAAAAACCAAACUAGGCUUUCAAAAACCAGAUCAAAUAGAGAGACGACGGAGCAGCGUAACAAGAGAAGUAGUCAGGUCGUAUAGAUUGAACAACAGGAAUACUGCCAUGAGUUACAGGAGAAGAAUACAAGAGCUAAUUGAAACUCAACCAGCCAAUGAGGAACAAGAUCUAGAAAUAAUGUGGGAAAAUUUUAAAUUUAUACUAUUAAAAGCAGGGAAAGAAAUCUGUGGAACAACGAAAAUUAACAAAAACAAAAGACAAACCGCUUGGUGGAAUGACGAUAUCAAACAUGAAAUUAAAAUGAAAAAAGCGGCAUGGAAAAACUAUUUAUGUGGCAGAAACAUGGAUAAAUAUGAAGUAUAUAAGAAACAUAGAGAAAGAGUGAAGCAACUUGUAAUGUUAUCAAAGAAAAAGUCAUUGGAAGAAUUCGGUCGAAAAAUUGAACACGAUUUCCACGCAAAUAAAAAGCUAUUUUACAAAGUCCUUAAAAUCUUCGAUGCAAUAACAAAGACCCACCGAUGA
This is a messenger RNA of Sitophilus oryzae (rice weevil), 1299 nucleotides long. RefSeq names its product craniofacial development protein 2-like. Gene Ontology annotation, biological process: chromatin remodeling. Gene Ontology annotation, cellular component: nucleus. The record is from RefSeq and is a predicted model, not a curated record. The coding region runs from base 1 to 1299 and encodes 432 amino acids. NCBI's taxonomy places the organism in Eukaryota, Metazoa, Arthropoda, Insecta, Coleoptera, Curculionidae. Gene Ontology annotation, molecular function: catalytic activity. The transcript has a single exon.